Molecule: messenger RNA, 1675 nt
Organism: Syzygium oleosum
Lineage: Eukaryota; Viridiplantae; Streptophyta; Magnoliopsida; Myrtales; Myrtaceae
Product: putative Peroxidase 48
Exons: 4
Coding region: 95-1318 (407 amino acids)
Biological process (GO): response to oxidative stress; hydrogen peroxide catabolic process
Cellular component (GO): plasmodesma; plant-type cell wall
Molecular function (GO): peroxidase activity; heme binding
Source: RefSeq, a predicted model, not a curated record
UCUCUCCUCUCUUCUCUCUCUCUCUUCGCCAUUUUUGCAGAGAGCAUUCACCCGAAAGAAAACGCAAAAGAUUCAAGAAGAAGGGUUUGACGCCAUGCCCACCUCCCUGAACAGGUGGUGGAUCUUCAUCUUCGUCCUCUUCGUCUCCUUCCUCGUCUCGCUCCGCCAUCGCAGGGGCUCCAGCGCCCAUCUGCAUGGCCAGCCCUUCCCCCCUCCCCCCUUCUCUCCGGAUUCGCUCUCCCCCGUCCUGCUCCAGAGGAGCAGCGACGACGACGACGACGAUGGCGCGGUCGACAAGGAGGGGGGAGACCCCGCCCUCGGGCUCCAGUACGACUUCUACCGCCACACCUGCCCUGCCGCUGAAGAUAUCGUGAGGUCAUCCAUGGCCAGAAUCUACUCCCAACACCCCGAUGUUGCCCCCGCGUUUCUCCGUCUCCUCUUCCACGAUUGCUUCAUCAGGGGUUGCGAUGCUUCCGUUCUCCUGGACGACAGCCAGGGAAACCGCAGCCAUUCCAUAGAAAGGCAGGCCAUCCCCAACCGGACCCUCAAGGGUUUCGACAGAAUCGAUUCCAUCAAGCAGGAGCUGGAAGAUCGUUGCCCUGGGGUCGUUUCUUGCGCCGAUGUCCUCGUGCUCGCCACCCGGGAGGGCAUUGUCCUGGCUGGUGGCCCGUUCUAUCCACUUUUCACUGGCAGGAGAGACAGUAUUCAGUCCUAUUUCGCAGAAGCAACGGCUGAAAUUCCUAAGCCAGACGAUAAUGUUUUCCGGACACUCCACCUAUUCGGUCUCAGAGGUUUCGACGAGAGAGAAACAGUCAGUCUCUUAGGAGGGCACAAUAUUGGCAAGAUUGGUUGCGAGUUCAUUCUGGAACGCUUGCACAAUUUCUUGGGGACAGGUCAGCCAGACCCAACCAUAUCUGCAGACUUUCUCAGUGAGUUGAGACACAACUGUGAAGACAGUCAGACAAGCAGCAAUAGCAGCAGUGGCACUCCCCUGCUCAUGGAAUCAAGGAGCCUUACUAAGUCUGAUUUGGGUUUGACAUACUUCCCACAGUUAGUGACUUCAAUAUCAUCCGGAUCAAGCUUCGACACACAUUAUUACCAGAGCUUGCUUAGGGGGAGAGGUCUUCUAUACGCUGAUCAGCAGUUAAUGACCGAUGAGAGAACUGCAAGUGUUGUAAGGGCUUAUGCCUCGGAUGAUGGAUCAGCCUUCAGAUUGGACUUUGCUCGUGCUAUGAUGAAAAUGUCAAGUCUUGGUAUAUUGUCUGGAUCAGAUGGUCAGAUCCGAAAAAAUUGCUCGUUUAUCGCCAACGGCAAUUGAGAGAAAAUAUUACUUGGGCAGAUUGUGCUCUCUUUAAUCCUCUCAGUGGCUCAUCUCGGCAUCUUCAGGUCUUGAGAUUGAUGACACCAGCAAAUUGUGCACGAACGACCACAACUCCAUCCCAAUAUUAAGCUGAACCAGCAAGCAGCGAUAAUGAAGUUUUCAGCAACAAUAGGCAGCUAUUUCGGUGACAAACUAUGUCAUAAUGCUUCAGAGCAUUGAGCGUUCUUCUUAUGCAAUGUAAACAAUCACUAACCUGUGUAACUUUCUCUUCUCGGCUUUACGAAUGUAUCCUGCCAGAAAAGAACCAGUCAAUUUUGGGAAAUGGUGACCUUUGUCUGCUUAGCAUCUUUUCCA